This is a messenger RNA of Lycium ferocissimum, 1819 nucleotides long. RefSeq lists its product as uncharacterized. The record is from RefSeq and is a predicted model, not a curated record. Lineage: Eukaryota; Viridiplantae; Streptophyta; Magnoliopsida; Solanales; Solanaceae. The coding region runs from base 599 to 1819 and encodes 406 amino acids. The transcript has 7 exons.
GAAAUUAAGUCAAACAUUCCGAAAUCUACGUGCUAAUUUAUCCACAUUUCCGUUAGCCUCACAAGAGAUCUUCACAUUCAAACCAUAUAUGCAAAAGUGGAAAGUUCAAGCCCUUUAAACCAUAUUCUUCAUAUUCCAUCUUGAUUAUAAAAACAGUUUCAUGUCGAGAAAUUAAAACUCAGAAUACAUGCAUUCAAUUCUUGAAUACCCUAGACGCCUCUUUCUUGAAGGUGGAUAAACCCCUCAUCAUUGAUUAUAGUAAGUUCCUAGCUAAAAGUAGAGAAAAAUUUAAACAUAGUCAAAAUCUCCUCUUCUUUUAGGAUAUUCCUUUUACCCCUAUAAUAAAGAAUGUGUUUAGGAAUCAACAAAUUUUCAUUUCCUCAUCAUUUCCUUCAACAACUUGAAUGAUCAAAUAGUAAUCCUCAUUCUUCAUCAUUCUCAAAUAAUAUUUUACCGUCAUUGUCUUUGGCCUACCUUAUUAUUAAUUAGCUAGUUUUAUGCUGACUUUCAUCCCAUUGCAAUCUUCGUCGAUCCUAACUUGCUUGGAAUUGAGGUAUAAUUAUUGUUGUUAUCGGUCUGUCUUAUAUAAUCUUGAAAAAUGGGCGGCGAAGUCUCUACGGUAAAAGCCAAUGGCAUGGCCACACCAACUAGGAUCCACCCAAACUUCCUUCAUCGUUUACAUGACAUGAGGAAAAGAAGACGUUUUAGAAGGCGAACAAAACAAUCUACACCUUCAAAGAAAGAAUUGCUUUCGUAUGUUAUAGACGAAGAUGACAAAUUAGAAGGAAGCCUAGAAAAAGGGGAGUAUGUAAUUAAGGAUAUGAAAAAACUAGAAGCAGAUGAACAAGAAAGGGUGGGUAAAUUGAUAGAAGCAAUUGUUCAAGAAGAUGAAGAAGACGGGGAUCAUGGAGAUGUUGAAGAUGAAGAUGAUGAUGAUAAUAAAGAUGAUGAGAGGAUGAUAAAGCGUACUCAUGUUGAGGAGGGUGGUGAUGUUUGUCCUGGUUCACCAAGUUUUAGAAUAUAUUUCACAAAUAACAAUGUUGAAGACAAGAAGAUUAAGGAAGUAAUAAUUGGUAACAAGGAUGUCAUUAGGAACACAACCCCAAUUGCAGCUACUAAACCAACAACCCCUAUUGCUGCUACCAGCAUACCAUCAACAAAGGUGCUGGUGGGCAAGAAGGGGAAGAGAGAAACGAAGAGGAAGAGUUUUAGAAGUGCGCUACCAAAGAAUUUCCUGAACGUUCGAUCAUGUUGCUCUGCACCUCACUCCAGCCUCGACCGCACCCGCCUUUUCCCUGGAAAAGCACCGCCAGAUUUGUCCCAGUCACCCUUUCGCAAUGACAGAGAAGACAUAACCAGAGGAAGUCAAUUAUUGAAAGGAUGGAACCAAGAAAGGUUUGAUGGGAAAUUAUCGGGCAAGCGCAGAGAAGGGGAACCAGAUAAGAACAAGCCACACUUCAACAGGGACAAAAUCCAAAUGGAUUCCAAGUUUCAGUAUGUUGCUAAAGACCGAACUGAUAAAUGGCUACAUUAUGAACUGGAGGAAAAUGCAGAGGACCAAUCUUACAAACAAGGAACGGCGGAAUAUAGCUUUUCAGGAAUUAUCAAUCUUCACGCAAGAGACUUCUCCCCUGACCAGAAAACACCAGAAAUUCCAUUUGACAUCUACAGGAGGGCGUCACCCUACCAAAAAGUUCGUUCUGACCAUUUACUACAUGUCUCCGCGCCUGCAAAAAUAGAAGAUUUCAUGAUAGUUAAUCCUCGAAUGCUGUAUCUCAACCAGAGAAAAGAGCAAGUAGAUGAUCAAGUUUUAACAUGA